Molecule: messenger RNA, 990 nt
Organism: Fusarium odoratissimum NRRL 54006
Lineage: Eukaryota; Fungi; Ascomycota; Sordariomycetes; Hypocreales; Nectriaceae
Exons: 2
Coding region: 1-990 (329 amino acids)
Source: RefSeq, a predicted model, not a curated record
AUGAAUUCCAACUCUAUCCAUCUUUCUAUCGGUGGGAUGAUCAGCGUUGCGUUCUGUACCUCAGGCAUCUCGAUCUACAACGCGAGUAUCGUCGUCUGGGACCCAUACAGCUCAUCGAUCCAGCGAGUCAUUUCUAUCCCCGGAAUUAGCCACAGCGGCUUGGAAGCUUCUGAUAAAAGACUCUCUGGGACUAUUAUCGACCCCACAAACAACAUUCUGUCUGCUGUCGUACAGGCUGACGAAUUCUUCCUAAGUGGGGGAAACGAUGUGAGCGGCGAUAACUUUAUCGUCAAGGUCGAUCUGAACACUUUUGCAAUCAAGAAGAUUAACCUAACGGCUACCACCAAGGGCCAGUACGGGGCGUUUAUUGACCUUGAUAAUGGCCCUUCUGGAGAUCUUUAUGUUAAUGGUGGUUAUCCAUCUAGUAUCCUCCGCAUUGACUGCAAGGAUAGAGCUUCACCUUUCUACGUCCGCGAACCAACCACUUCUCCGCGUCCAUAUGGGUUUGGAGGCGUGGUGCGCGUCGGCGAUAAUCUCAUCGUCAGCGACAACACCAAUCAUCAGCUCGUCAGGUUCACUAUCCACAGUGGCCAUGGCUCACCGGUUGUUAUCUCACAGAUAAACUAUCGCAACUUUUCCGGUGGAGCUUCUCUAAGCCUACCUCAUAGGUACGGCGGAAAGGUUUUGCUGAUGGCAGAAGAUGUCAUUGCUAAGAACACAACUGGGGUCUCUGUGUUCAGCUCGAAGGAUGGCUGGAAAACUGCCAAGUUCUUGGGCUUCAUAGAGAGUAUUGAAAGGAAGCUGGAACCUGCCUCGGCGGCUAUUAGUCAGACUUCUGCGCAUGAGCUUGGCGAUCGUAUUUAUUCGAGCGUGUUGUUCUACGACAACAAGAUUAACCCUACGAUGGCGGGCAACCGAACUGACUUUGCGCUGCGGGAUAUCACGGAUUCAGUUGACUCCCUGCUAAAGGCAAAUGGAUUCAACAUGUAG